This is a messenger RNA of Anopheles coustani, 1311 nucleotides long. RefSeq lists its product as uncharacterized. The transcript has 2 exons. Bases 1 to 1311 code for a protein of 436 amino acids. The record is from RefSeq and is a predicted model, not a curated record. Gene Ontology annotation, cellular component: nucleus; mitochondrial inner membrane. Gene Ontology annotation, biological process: apoptotic DNA fragmentation. Gene Ontology annotation, molecular function: nucleic acid binding; metal ion binding; single-stranded DNA endonuclease activity. Lineage: Eukaryota; Metazoa; Arthropoda; Insecta; Diptera; Culicidae.
AUGUGGUGGCGAAGCCAUACGACGACGGUACUACUGCUGGUGGCGUUCGGGAGGGACGUGGGUUCGCGAAUUUACAUUGAAAAUGGCAACGACGCUUUUACUGCCGAUCCCCCCGAGUUUACGGAGAAAGACGAUGUGUACAGCUCCGAACCUGCUUGCAGGAUCUCGCUAAAUCGUGAUCUUAACAUAAUGCAGCCGUUACUUCUGGAACCAGGUAGCGAGAGGUUCAUAUGGCCUCAGUUGAACGGCACCACCAUUGCCUUGGACUAUGGGCAGCCAGUGGAGUUGUACUGUUCGCACGGCUUCCGGAAGGGUUCACCCGGCGGUAGCUCCAAAUCAGCCAUCGUCACCUGCGCGGGUAACGAUGGUCUCGGUUAUCAAACGGAGCGCCACAACAUCUCGGCCUUCAGCUGCCAACGUCCAGUGUUCCACGUCGCCGAACGCACCGCAGGCCGAUGCUUCGGCAAUGGGACGAUCGUUCGCGUAGGGUUCGAACUAGGCCAGGACCGGUUUGCCAAACUGUACGAGGUCUGCUUCGACGAGACGCGACUCAGUAGCCACUACGUCAAGUAUCGGCUGGCGGCGCACAACAAUCAUCACCAGCGUGCGGUCAAGCGGCCGUCAUUUCUGCAGGGUGCGUUCUUCUCCGACCUCAAGGUGGGAUCGCUGUACUCAUUCGCGACCCAACACGCCACCCUGGAGAGGAUAUUAGGGUCGAAGGCUCGCGCCGAUGCCCUGCUCGAUAGCAAGAAGGGUAUGUUCUUUGCCCGCGGACACCUGGCGGCCAAGUCUGACUUCGUGUUCGGGUCGCACCAGCGCGCAUCCUUCUGGCUGAUGAACGUGGCGCCCCAGUGGCAGCGCUUCAAUGGGUUCAACUGGCAGCGCAUCGAGACGGGCGUGAAGUCCUAUGUGGCCGACCGAGACCUCCAGCUGACGGUGUAUACCGGGACGUACGGGGUGCUCGAGCUGCCGGACGGAAACGGUGACCAGCGUGAGAUCUACCUCGACUUCGACCCGACGCGAGACCCGCCUGGUCGCGUACCUGUGCCACAGUUGUUCUACAAGGUGUUGCUCGAUGAAGAAAAUCAGGCUGGAUUAGCGUUGAUCGGAGUGAACAAUCCAUACGUCACACAGGAAGAGAUUGCACAGGAGUACGUGGUGUGUCGGGAUGUCAGUGCGGAGAUCACUUGGUUGCGAUGGCGUCGGGAAUCCGUCCUGGACGGCUACUCCUAUGCGUGUGAUGUGAACGACUUCAACGCGGUCACAGGUCAUCUGGUAAUCGAUCAACCCAUCCUCAAUCUGUUGUUAUAG